Phragmites australis (common reed) is the source of this 2335-nucleotide messenger RNA. RefSeq lists its product as uncharacterized. Lineage: Eukaryota; Viridiplantae; Streptophyta; Magnoliopsida; Poales; Poaceae. Gene Ontology annotation, molecular function: zinc ion binding; nucleic acid binding. Gene Ontology annotation, biological process: mRNA splicing, via spliceosome. The coding region runs from base 1369 to 1974 and encodes 201 amino acids. The transcript is spliced from 11 exons. Gene Ontology annotation, cellular component: spliceosomal complex; U4/U6 x U5 tri-snRNP complex. The record is from RefSeq and is a predicted model, not a curated record.
UUUUAUUAACACCCUUGCUGCUACAGUACUAAUUUAUCUUCACAGUGCAACUAAACUCCUUAGUAUUAUUUUCAUAUUAUUGUCUUCUGUUGUUAUGUUAUGGUAUAUUCUUGAAUUGCCUUUGUAAUCAGUUAUUCGAUUGUUUUCAUUGAUACAUAAAGGUACUUUCUACUUUUAAACUACUGUAAUAAUAUUAUUUGAACUUUAAAUGAAGAGAGGGCUGUUAAUAACUGGGAUAUAUUGAAGCACAAAUAUUUGCAAAGGAUAACAGGUCUUCGCAGGAAUUAUUUGAUUUUUAUUCUAAUAGAGUAAUAUACCAUUGUUCCCACAAUUAAAUUUUGUGUUUCAAUUGUCUUUGUGCAGAAACCUGACCAUAGUUUAUAUCAGUCCAUUAGAAAAAAAUAUACUGAAGAAGUGUACCUUGCAAAGGCUCUCUAUCUCUAUAUAGCAUUCUGGUAUCCGACAUUUGUAUUUUUAUUUUUAUUGUUGAACUUCCCAUCAAAUGCUGGUCUUUUAGGCUCUAACUGAUCUAUGUAAGUGAGGUUGUGAAGGUUAUGGGAAAGUCAAAGGUUUAACUGUAGAUACAUCCUAUUUCUUUCUUUACUUUUUUAUGCACUUUAUAAACUUGUCAGUCUUCCUUUUUUAAAUUUUACAUCCAAAAGUGAUCCAUUCAAAAAUAAUAUAUGCGAACUAGGAUAGAGCUUAAUGUCUUAUUUCCUAAUGUGCAUAUGCAAUCAUGCUAACAGUUAGUACUUGGUCAUGUGACUAAAUAGGGAAUGGGAUAGAAACCGAAAUGAUGCUUUAUCUACGACGUUUAUCUUAGGUUUCAGAAACCAAUCACUCAUCAUUUCACAUGGCAUACUACUUUUAACUUCUGUGAAAAAUAUCCAUAAUUUAAAGCUGAUACAUAGUCGCAAAAAACUAAGAGUUUGUCAAAAAAUUAUUUGCCUUUUCACUUCUCUCAUUUACCUUUUGUUUUCUUGCAUACGGUAGUUCAAAGUAUGCCAUUAAGUCCAUUAUUAUAGCAGAUGUAUCAGCAUCUAAGUUUUGAAUGGGAGCUCCGAGUUUCCACUCAUCCUAUUGUGGUUAACUGGUUAGUUGCAAUCUCUCAUGUGCAUCCAGAAGACAAAUAUAUCGUAGAUGUCGAUAAAAGUAUCGAUAUUACAGAGCUCACGCCAUCCACAAGAGUUGCUCUUCGAAACGCAGCUAUAUGCUUCAUUUUAUCCUGCCUAGCAAAGUUGAUCCGUUGGUUAAUCUUAUGAAGGUUGAGAAGGUUCUUGAUUCUACAUAUGAUAAGAUUAGUGGUCUUGAUCAGCAAAUUAAAGAGAUCAAAGAGCUUGUCUGCAGUGAGCUGAGUAGCUGACUAAGAUGUCGGGAAAUCCGGUUGGUGUUGAUAACACUUCUAGGAGGAAAUUUGACAAGGAAGAGUACUUGGAGCGAGCUCGACAGAGGGAGCGGCAGGAGAAGGAGGAAGCCUGGAAAGGCAAGGAAAGGGGCCCUCCUGUGCAAAGACAACCUUUGAAGCACAGAGACUAUGAAGUUGAUCUUGAGUCUCGUCUUGGCAAGACUCAGGUAGUGACCCCAAUUGCACCAUUGAGUCAGCAGGCCGGAUACUACUGUUCUGUAUGUGAAUGUGUUGUUAAAGAUUCGGCCAACUAUUUGGAUCAUAUAAAUGGCAAGAAGCAUCAGAGAGCAUUGGGCAUGUCUAUGCGUGUUGAAAGGGCAUCACUUGAACAGGUUCAAAAAAGGUUUGAGUCACUUAAGAAGAGGAAGGACCCCAGCACCUUUAGUGAACAAGACUUGGAUGAGAGAAUAUUAAAACAACAGCAAGAGGAGGAAGAGAGGAAGCGGCAACGCAAAGAAAAGAAGAAAGAGAAGAAAAAAGAACAGGCCACUCAGCAUGAACCUGAGGACAUCGACCCUGACGUUGCUGCCAUGAUGGGUUUUGGAGGGUUCGGUUCCUCGAAGAAGUGAACGCUAUCAGUUGGCAUCUCUUUGGUGACCUGUGGCCACUGAAGAUAUGGUUCAAGAUCGUAUGCACCUGUGUGCAAUGAAGAUGAUCAUCGUGAAAGAUCCAUGAUAAGAAUCGUAUGGCGUUGGUGCAAAGUCAACACUAGACUCCAAACUUAAAAAUACGUAUAUGCCUGAGGGUGUUUGCUCAAGGAUGUUUGUCGUAGAAACAGUUCAUAGUCAAAUGGAGCAUCCGAGACUGAUUUGUAACUUUUUUCGUAAGUGAUGAUUUGUUGUGGCGCCGUGGAUGUGCGGAGUAACGAAAGAAUUAUGCGUUCAACAGCCAUUUUGAGAAGAAUAAAUUGCACUAUAGCUGAUUAAACUU